GCGAUUCACCGGUCCGAAUCCGGAACGUUCCGAGCAGAUCUUGCAGUGCUUCAUUCAUAAUUCAGCUGCAGUUGCGUUUGGAAGUGUUUUUUUUGUUCUGUCCCCGAUGAAAUUGCGCCGUAAAAGUUCUGGCUAAGAAUUUUGUUAAAAAGUUUAAGUGUCCCAAGAGUGCCGAGUUUUGUCGCUGUGGAAAUUACAUCGUUUUCGCUGUAAAAUUACGUGGAAAGAGAAAGCGAGAGAGAGUGUUUUCUUUCGACUCUCAGAAGUGCAACAAGAACGUCACGGUUGUGCCCAUUUUGAGUGUGUCUGUGUGGUAAUAUUUUUUGUUAUUUUCUUGGAUUUCCCUUCGCGCAGCUGAGUGUUGUCCAAAGUGAGUGUGUUUUUCAGUGGAAAAUCGUAAACUUCCGCAAUUUUCCGUGGCCCCGUAAGAGGUACUUUGAAGCUUGUGGGGGAAAAGGUCACAAAAAAGUGAGUGGUCAUAAAGUGGCCGUAACGACGACGAUGGCCCCGCCGAGUGCGAAUGAAGUCGUGGCCGGUGGCAAGGAUGACCAAGUGGCCAACUUGGGGGACAAGCCGGUUCCGGUGCCAACGCCGCCGAUCGUCCGGAAUCUGAUCCUGAGGUCCAUGUGCGGCGUUUAUCUGGUGGCGUUUCUGAGCUUUUACGCUCAGGCUGAAGGACUCUACGGCAACUCGGGAAUCCUCCCGGCGAACCGCAUCCUCGCCAACGGAACCCUCCAGGAACGCCUGAACCUGCUCCAGCUGGCCCCGCUCGUCGGCCUGGACACCCAAUCGGCGAUCGACCUGUUCUGUCUGGUCGGUUGUGUGAUCGCGUUCAUGGGCCUGGUGUUCCCGCACCUCUGUCGCCUGGUCAGCUUCAUAUCGCUGUGGACGCUGUACUUUUCGCUGGUCCAGAUCUCGCAGAGUUUCCGCCAGCAGUCGGACGAGAUGUUGCUGGAGGCUGGGUUUUUGUGCAUUUUGCUUGCGCCGGCGAAGUUGAGUGAUCCGAGGGGACCGAUCGAGGGGCUGGCGAUGCUGUUGAUGAAGUGGCUGCUGUUUCGGUACGUGUUUGCGUCGGGGUCGGUCAAGUUGGCCAGUGGAUGUCCGAUGUGGUGGGAUUUGACCGGGUUGAAGAAGCACUUUGAGACGAUGCCGCUGCCGACGUCUUACAGCUGGUACACGUUCCAGCAGCCGGACGGGAUUCACAAGCUGAGUACGAUCUACGUGUACGUCAGUGAGUUGGUUUGUUCCUGGUUGUUCUUUGCGCCGAACCAGCGAGUUCGGAUGUUUUCGCUGUGGUGGCAGGUGUUUUUGCAUUUGAAUAUCAUUGGGAGUGGGAAUUACGGGUUUUUGAGCUUGAUCGUGAUGACGCUGCUGUUGACGUUGGUUGACGAUCGAGAGUUGGUUCGACCGGUGAAGGAGGAGUCCAAGGAGGAUAAGACAGGUGCGAUGACGGUGAAGGCGAUCGCGGUCUUGAUGACCCUGGGAACGUGGCUGGUGUUUGGAGUUGGAUACAAAAAUGGGGAGAUGGUGUUCAAGCUGUUGUUCAACCGAUCGCAGUACCUGAACAUGAUGCAGAUGAUGGUUCAGCUGGCUCCGCUGCUGGUGAUGGGACUGAUGGUGCAGAAGUUCCUUAAGGUCGUUACCAAGCAGACUGGCACUACCAAUGUGGCUGACGGUAUCCGAAAGCUAACGGAGAACUGGCAGCUGUUUCUACCAACCCUAGCUGCGUUCAUAGUUCUGUUCACCUCGAUCGUGCCGCACUUCCAGCUGACGCAGUCCACGGCGAUCAGCUCGUCGAUCUUCACCAAGCCGUACAACGGUCUUCACAACAUGUUCGUGGUGAACCAGUACGGUCAACACCUGAUCAAAAUGCGCCCUAAACGGGUGGAGAUCAUCCUGGAGUACUCGGACGACCUGUCCGGACCGUGGAAGGAGUACGGCUUUCAGUACAAACCCUGGAAUGAAGCCGGAUCGAUGCCGUACGCCUGGGUGUACUUCCCGCGGUUUGACUUCAAAUUCUACGAUGCGUCCGCGACCAAGCCAACCUCCCAGAAGUGGCUCUACCCGAUGGUUCAACGCCUUCUGCAGAACAACCAAGCCGUCACCAAACUCUUCGAUCAAAGCCACAUCCCGCCGGGACCUCCCAAGUUCAUCCGAGCUUCCCUGUACGAGUUCCGCUUCACGUCCUGGUUCGACGGCAACAGCACGACCUUUUGGACGCGUGAACGCCUCAACGACUACUUCCCGGCGUACUCCCUGGACGAUGGCUUCCUCGAGACCAAGCUCGACGACGUCGGCAUUCCGGAGAAACCAAUCCCCUCGGAAGCGCUCAACCUCCCCGUCAAGCUGCUGCUCGAUGCGGUCCGUAACUUUGUCGCCAUCUUCGAGGGAUCCUUCCUCGUGCUGGGCGUCCUGGCGGCCGCCAUCGCCAUGAUCGUCACCCAAAAGCGGGACUAAAACUAUGCUUGCGCACAAAUUUGCACCUGAUACCAGUGUACUUGUUAGUCAGUAGACCAGUAUUGUCCACCAAACACACACACACUUCCUGUUUUCUUGCGAUAUUUUAAUGGUUAAUCAAAGAAAAAGACGUCAAUUACCAAGUGACCGAACUGAAAAAAGACACAAAAAAGAUACUACAAUGUUGGAACAAA
Molecule: messenger RNA, 2651 nt
Organism: Culex quinquefasciatus (southern house mosquito)
Lineage: Eukaryota; Metazoa; Arthropoda; Insecta; Diptera; Culicidae
Product: lipase maturation factor 2
Exons: 3
Coding region: 502-2457 (651 amino acids)
Biological process (GO): protein maturation
Cellular component (GO): endoplasmic reticulum membrane
Source: RefSeq, a predicted model, not a curated record